AUGACUUUCUUCAUCAACUUUGUGUUUUUGUCCACAUUUGCUGCCGUGGCUUUGGCACUUCCAUUCCCUCACAACUCCAUCAAGAGUGUUCCGAAGAUGGGCGCGAGCCGGGACUUUGAAUCAUCCGGUAACGGUCCAGUCGAUGAACAGAAGCCUAUCCGGGGAACGGUCAAAGUAGUCAAAUUUAACCCCAAUAACCUGGGUCAGUCGGGUCUUUUUAGACGAGGCGGGAUUUUCCCCCGAGGCGCACCCGGUCCGAGGAUGCCUUUCCCGGCCUUCUUGUCCAUGGGACGUCCUGGCCCUCCUGCGCUCCCUGCCAAAGCAGCUACGGUGCCUCUGCAUCCACUGUCACACCUGCACCCCGACGGUCAGGGCAAUGGUGGGGUGGGUAUGAAGAAGAGGCAGGGAUUUGAGAUGUGGCAGAGGGCCAUGGAUAAGAACGACCACAGUAAGACCAUGUCCAUGUCGUUGCCCCUCAGUCUGAAGGACUCUGCCAACAAACAGAGCUGCGCCGCCGUGCCUUUUACUCAGGUGAGUCAAACCUUUCAAUUGUGGUUAACAAUGACAAAGAUGGUGUAGGCCAGUAGAGUACAGUAGGCUUAAUGUUUAAUCAAAUGAUUAGCCUAAAUUAGAAAGUUAAAAGGGAGAAAUGUUUUAUAAGUAGGGCCUAAUGCUUGAACCAUCAAAAUACGAAAUGUUUAAUGGUAGUCCAAUUAAAAAAAAAAUUAUAUCUUCCAUGUACAGCGGAUAACGUCCGAGGGCUGCGACACGGUGACGGUCCACAACAAACUGUGCUUCGGUCAAUGCAGUUCACUGUUCGUCCCGUCUGGUUGGGAGUCCGCCAGGCUGACCAGUGCAGGGGGACACCGCCGUGCGCCCUGUUCCCGCUGCGCGCCAUCCAAGGCCCACACAGUGACCGUGCCUCUGCGCUGUGGGAUGGAGGAGCGGGAGAAGCGCGUGAUGGUGGUGGAGGAAUGCAAGUGUGAGACUGGCCGAGAGGAGGGGAAUAUUGAGGCUGGGGCCUCCAUGCACUUGGAACUGAAGAGACUGUAGUUUAAGGGCGACAUUUUCCUAGUGCAAAAGCACUGUGCCAAUUACAAAACCUACACUGCGAGAUUAUAAUGAGGUUUACAGUAUUUUUUUGCAGUGCGAAAGUAUCGCCCUAAAUGCUCGUUUCCCGUCUCACAGCACCUGCUCUAGCCUAUUUUGAUGACUUACAUUUUACAUUUGAGUCAUUU
Coregonus sp. 'balchen' is the source of this 1238-nucleotide messenger RNA. The record is from the annotation of a GenBank genome assembly. NCBI's taxonomy places the organism in Eukaryota, Metazoa, Chordata, Actinopteri, Salmoniformes, Salmonidae.